Trichechus manatus latirostris (Florida manatee) is the source of this 714-nucleotide messenger RNA. It is a transcript of the gene CLIC3, whose product is annotated as chloride intracellular channel 3. The record is from RefSeq and is a predicted model, not a curated record. The transcript has 6 exons. The coding region runs from base 1 to 714 and encodes 237 amino acids. NCBI's taxonomy places the organism in Eukaryota, Metazoa, Chordata, Mammalia, Sirenia, Trichechidae.
AUGGCCGAGACCGGCAAGCUCCAGCUGUUUGUCAAGGCGAGCGAGGACGGCGAGAGCGUGGGGCACUGCCCUUCCUGCCAGCGGCUUUUCAUGAUCCUGCUCCUCAAGGGCGUGCCCUUCACGCUCACCACCGUGGAUGUUCGGAGGUCCGCGGACGUGCUGAAGGACUUCGCCCCGGGCUCGCAGCUGCCCAUCUUGCUCUACGACGGCGACGCCAAGACGGACACGUUGCAGAUCGAGGAAUUUCUGGAGGAGACGCUGGGGCCGCCUGACUUCCCCAGUCUGGCGCCCCGCUGCCCGGAGUCCAGUACAGCCGGCAACGACGUCUUCCACAAGUUCUCCGCGUUCAUCAAGAACCCGGUGCCCGCGCAGGACGACGCCCUGUACCAGCAACUGUUGCGUGCCCUGGUCCGGCUGGACGGCUAUCUGCGCGCGCCCCGGGAGCACGAGCUGGAGCUCGAGCCGCAGCUGCGCGAAUCGCGCCGCCGCUUCCUGGAUGGCGACCGCCUCACGCUGGCUGACUGCGGGCUGCUGCCCAAGCUGCACAUCGUGGACACGGUGUGCGCGCACUUCCGUCAGGCGCCCAUCCCCGGCGAACUGCGCGGCGUCCGCCGCUACCUGGACAGCGCGCUGCAAGAAAAGGAGUUCAAGUACACGUGUCCGCACAGCGCGGAGAUCCUGGCGGCCUACCGACCGGCCGUGCGACCCCGCUAG